Pocillopora verrucosa is the source of this 2664-nucleotide messenger RNA. Lineage: Eukaryota; Metazoa; Cnidaria; Anthozoa; Scleractinia; Pocilloporidae. The record is from RefSeq and is a predicted model, not a curated record.
AUGAUGUAUUUGUCACAAUGUUGGUUAAUGACAGUCAUGGUGUGCAAGAACAUUCUUCAAUUCCUCAAUCUUACAGAGGAAGAGUUAAAAUUGAAGGAAGAGCUACCCUUGUUAUCAAGAACAUUAACCCUGCAGACAAUACCAAAUUUAAGUGUGAAUUGGAGAGAGGCUUAAGGACUUUUAGAAGUGUAGUGCAGCUUAUUGUGGCAGAGGCACCACUUAUAAACCUCUCUUUAGGAGGAAAAUAUUACAUUGAAGGAUCCCCUGUCACCAUAGCCUGUGAAGCUUCUGGGAAACCACUGCCGGAUGUAGCAUGGAUUAGAAAUGGAGUACUGGAAAGUUCAGGGAAGAAAGCUUCGUUUUUAAAGUUUGAUAAUAUAAACAGAACAGAUGCAGGACAAUACACAUGUCGUGCCAAUAACUCAGUGGAAGUCACUUUUGUUGACACAACAAUUGUAGUUCACUACCCACCCACAAUUCAGAAUGUCACCACGUCAUCUAAGAAGUCUUGGAUUGGCCAGACAGUGACUUUGAAGUGUCUUUCUGAUGGUGUUCCUACACCAACACUCUCUUGGUACAAACCUGAAGGAAGUGAAAUAAACAGAGUCACAGCCAGAGAAAACAAAGUACAGGUGCCACUCAGGGGUGAUCAAGAUUUUGGUCAUUACAAGUGCAUUGCUGCCAAUGGACUUACUCCACCUGAUGAGGAGUUAAUAAAGAUAAAUCCGAUAAAGAAACCAGGGAAAGCAUCCAUCAAAUCGUCAGAAUCAGUCAUUCAAGCAACUUUUAUAACAAUACGAUGGACUGCACCAGCUGAUGAUGGAGGAAGUCCGAUUACAGGAUACCAACUGAUCUUACAAAAGGGUGAAACUGAGUUAGAAAAGGAUGCUAUCACCAAUCCUGGGACGACAUCUUAUUCGUUUCGUGGUUUGGAGAAAAAUACCAACUACACAGUGAAACUGUUUUCCAGAAAUUUCGUAUUCGAGGGAGAUCCUACUGUAAGGACGAUUAAGACCAAGCUUGAAGGAGCCCCAGAUGUGGUCGAAAUAGACCAACUGCCAGAUGAAACAACAGACGAUACAAUUACCCUAAAGUGGAAGGAGCCAGAAAGUAAUGGAAAAGUUAUCACCAUGUAUACAGUGUACCAAAGAGUAGUAACUGAUGGGAAAGUGGGACAAUGGACAGAAAUAAGGAAAAUCAGAGAUGUUUCUACGAAAGAAUUUAAAAUAGCGUUGGAGAAAGGAAAGGUGUAUCAGUUUGCCAUUACUGCAACUAAUGAGCUUGGUGAAAGCCUAAAACAGGAGAAAGCAAAUAUCCAGCAAGUCAAGGCAGAAGUUCAAACAGUAAGCACAGAAGUUUACCUGACAGCGACAAUAGAGGAGGACUGUAGCAAACGUUCUGAAGUUGCUGCGAAAUUUCCAGAAAUGGCUUGUCAAAUUGCCUUCAGGUUUGGCUGCUCAUCCGCCAACACUGUGAACACCAGGUGUGGCAGUGUUGUUCUUGACUUUAUGAUGAGGUUCAAUCAAACUGUAGUCGUCAGCAAUGUUUUGAUUGUCCUGUCGGAUGCUGCAAGGCAAGACAAAUUCAGAGGUUUUAAAGUCAAUCCAGACUCAAUUAAACAAGUUUUAAUACCCACAGAUGGCUCGGAAAGCACAACAAAAGGUCCUGAGGAAUGUAACUGCCCAUCCAACAACGUCUUGUUGGCCGUAAUUGGGGUUCUUGCCUUCACAGUCCUUCUUCUAAUUAUUUACAUAAUCUGGCUACAUAAGAAAGGCGCUGUAGGGAAACAGAGGACUUAUGAAGAUGAGAGACGUGUUUGCGACAAUGAAACAUUAUUAGAAGAUAUCGAACCAAGUCUACCUGAUUCAAGAAAACUCACCCAGCCUCAUGCGGAAUACAUGGAUCUCAUAGAAGUCAACAAAGAUGAUAGAAAAGCACAAAGUACCCCUCCAGGUGCUGAUUACGUGCCUCUUCAUCCAUUAACACGCUGCUGGGAAGUUCCUAGACAUAACGUGACCAUAGAAAAAAUCAUUGGUAAAGGUGCUUUUGGUCAGGUUGCCAAGGGAACAGCAGUAGGACUUCGAGGGAGUCCUGAAACGACCACAGUGGCUAUUAAGAUGCUUAAAACAAACGCUACUGAAUCGGACAAGAGAGAUCUGAUGAAAGAACUUGACACAAUGAAGCAGCUGAAACCACAUCCUUACGUCAUUAAACUUCUGGGAUGUGUUACUGAAUCUGAACAGCUGUUGGUUUUGAUUGAAUAUGUGCCUUUUGGGGAUCUGCUGGGUUACCUGAGAAAGAGCCGUGGAUUAAAAGACACUUACUACAAAGACCCGGAUAUCAAACCACAAACAAAUCUGACGUCACAGCAGCUGAUGAAGUUUGCUUGGCAAAUUGCUGAUGGAAUGAGUUACUUGUCCGCAAAAUCUUGACAAGGAAGAAAAGGAAUUAAAACUUCAACUUAAAAAAAUCGUCUUUGGUCGCUAAACUGCUUCAUUACAGAAUCCUAUUUCGAUUAAAAUGUUAAGAUCAUUCACCGAGACCUUGCGGCCCGUAAUGUGUUGGUUGGACAAAAGGAAAUGUGUAAAGUGACAGACUUCGGAAUGGCCAGAGAUGUGCAGCAGGAAAAUAUUUAUGAACGAAAGACAAAGGGCCGUCUUCCCG